AUGCUUGACUCCCUCGACCGUCGAAAUACCGUCGCAAUCGCCGAAGACGAACACUUUUUAAAAUUCAAACGUCGAAACACCUUAUCAAGUAUCUUAAAAGACGCCGAAUACGAAAAAUCUUUAAAUCAAGUCGAUAGCAAAAAUUUAUUUAAACUAACAAGACUGAUUCUUGCUUUAAAGCCCUAUGAGCGUACCCCUGAAAUGAUAGAAAAGGUUCACCAGUGCACCCUAAAUCUAAAAUUUUUUCAAAAAAUUCGAGAGGAGCAUUCCGAAGAUAUUCACGUGGCAUGCUGCAAAUAUCUUCAGCACGAGUUUCAUCCUGCCCAUUCUCUAGUGAUCAGGCAAGGCGAAACGGGCACGAAGUUUUAUAUUAUUUUAGAAGGAAAAGUUAGUGUAAUAAGGGAAAACGAAGAUGGAAGCUCUUCUAUUGUGGCGGAACUGAGCUCAGGUGACUCUUUCGGUGAAAGAGCCUUAAUGCUUGGAGUUCCUCGGGCCUGCAGUAUACGAUGUAUUACCAAUUGCAGCCUAGGAGUGUUAGAGAUCAGUGAAUAUAAAAAAAUUUUGGAAUCGCUGAUGGAGGAAAAAUAUAAUGCACUUAUUGAGAUGCUCAGGGAGCUCCCUAUGUUCAAAAAUCGGUCUAGCCAUUACUUACAAAGGCUGACUUAUUAUUUUAAGCCAAGAAAAUGCCAUAAAAAGCAAUGCAUUUACAAAGAAGGCGACCCAGCAAACGAAGUAUUUUUGAUACAAAAAGGAGAAUUUAAUUUGUCAAAAAAAUUAACUAUCCCUAUACAGUCACCGAGAGGGUUCCCUAAGAACUCAAAUUUAAAGUCAAAAUCAAUUUCAAGGGAUGCACCGAUUGUAGUCCUUGGAAAGGGGUCUAUGUUUGGGGAAGAAGAAAUUUUGUCAGGGAUUGAUCAAAGAACGACCUCUUGUAUUUGUAUGUCGAGAGAAGGGUGUGUAUUAGUGAUCAGCAAAGAAAGUUUUCAAAAAAAUAUUUUAAAGAGUGAAGAAGCUGUUGAUUUUAUGAAAAAAAGAACUGAAAAUAAGCUCGCGUCACGACAGACUAUAAUAGAGCAAAAUGUGCACUUACAGAAAUUAAAAUCUGGGAUUAUUCCGUUGAAAAUUGAAGAAGAGCUUCCGACGCUUUCACCGCUUCCUCCUAUAAAGCAGCUUCAAGGGGCACUAACACCAAUUUUGACCAAAACACAAACUUUAAAAGUCCCGGGUUCCUCAAGAGAGCCAGCUUCAGUUUCUCCAUUUCCUGACCUCUCUCCAUUUGAUAGCCAAUCUCCGACUUUAGCUCACUCCAAAACUCUUGACGCAAAAGCAUUAACAAGCACUUUUCUCACCCCUAGAAAACCCCUCCACCUUGAAAUUCCCCCUCCUUCCUCCAUUUUUUCUCCCUCUGAAGUACCGCUUACACCUACUUUAAGCACAGAGCCAGCACAUCACAUAAGAGACUUUUCAAGUCCUCCCCCUUUAAAGCUUGAAGAUUCUGACUCUUCUCCAACUAUUAAGCAUUUAUCAAGAAAAUCAAUUAUGAUUCCUUUAGGGACUAUGGACUAUUUAAAUAGUCCUAACUCCCCCCCCCUCCGUGAGCGAACAAAACCAUUAGAAAAAUCGCCAUUUUUUGACCAAAAACCCACCCUCCGUGAGUGAACAAAAAUUUUUUUAAUAGAAAAAAAAUUUUUAAUGGAAAAAAAUUUUGAUAUAUAAGUGAUAAUUAGUAUAAUGAAAUCUAGAGCUAAUUCUGUUUAAUUUUAAACAAAUUGCGUUUUAAAACAUAAAUUUUGCAAAUUAAAUUAAUAUUUGCUUCCCAAUUUUUGCAAAUUAGGAUUUUUUUAAAUUUCGAAAAAAAUAUUUUUUAUAAAAUUUAUAUAUAAAUUUUUUUUAAAAAAAAAAAAUUAACCCCCCUCCGUGAGCGAACAAAAUUUUUUUGUUCGCUCACGGAGGGGGGGGGGGGAGUAAAAAGAAAUUUGAAAAAAAUUUAAAAAUUAAAAAAAUCGUGAAUAUUCAUACGUAUAUGAUGAAGUCGAACAGUCCAAGAAAAGAGUCGAAUAAGCUUAUAAGAACUGAGAGAAAGAGAUUUACAGCUUCACCGAUUUUAUUGGAAUUAAAAAAAGAGCCUGAGUGUGAGCAGCCGAAGAGAAUUGAGAGAAGAAAAACAGCAAGAAAAACUGCUGUGCUUUAA
Blepharisma stoltei is the source of this 2191-nucleotide messenger RNA. NCBI's taxonomy places the organism in Eukaryota, Ciliophora, Heterotrichea, Heterotrichida, Blepharismidae. The record is from the annotation of a GenBank genome assembly.